CACCAUUACUUCAAGUACUGCAAGAUCUCGGCGCUGGCGCUCCUGAAGAUGGUGAUGCACGCCAGGUCGGGAGGCAAUCUGGAGGUGAUGGGGCUCAUGCUGGGUAAGGUGGACGGGGAAACCAUGAUCAUCAUGGACAGCUUCGCCCUGCCGGUGGAGGGCACCGAGACUCGCGUCAACGCUCAGGCGGCCGCCUACGAGUAUAUGGCUGCGUACAUUGAAAACGCAAAGCAGGUUGGUCGUCUAGAAAACGCAAUUGGCUGGUAUCACAGUCACCCUGGCUAUGGCUGCUGGCUCUCUGGGAUCGAUGUCAGUACCCAGAUGCUUAAUCAGCAAUUUCAAGAACCCUUUGUAGCAGUGGUUAUUGAUCCAACAAGAACAAUAUCUGCAGGAAAAGUAAAUCUUGGAGCAUUUAGGACAUAUCCUAAGGGCUAUAAACCUCCAGAUGAAGGUCCCUCUGAAUACCAGACUAUUCCGCUUAAUAAGAUAGAAGACUUUGGUGUACAUUGUAAACAGUAUUAUGCUUUAGAAGUCUCGUACUUUAAAUCAUCUUUGGAUCGUAAAUUGCUUGAGCUUUUGUGGAACAAGUACUGGGUGAACACUCUCAGUUCUUCUAGUUUGCUUACUAAUGCCGACUACACCACUGGCCAAGUGUUUGAUUUGUCUGAAAAAUUAGAACAGUCAGAAGCUCAGCUUGGAAGGGGCAGUUUCAUGCUGGGUUUAGAGACUCAUGAUAAGAAAUCAGAAGACAAACUUGCAAAAGCAACAAGAGACAGGUAA
Phaethon lepturus (White-tailed tropicbird) is the source of this 780-nucleotide messenger RNA. It is a transcript of the gene COPS5, whose product is annotated as COP9 signalosome subunit 5. The record is from RefSeq and is a predicted model, not a curated record. The transcript has 6 exons. Gene Ontology annotation, biological process: protein deneddylation. The coding region runs from base 49 to 780 and encodes 243 amino acids. Gene Ontology annotation, cellular component: COP9 signalosome; cytoplasm. Gene Ontology annotation, molecular function: deNEDDylase activity; protein binding; metallopeptidase activity. NCBI's taxonomy places the organism in Eukaryota, Metazoa, Chordata, Aves, Phaethontiformes, Phaethontidae.